GUGCUGCCUGGUCGGGCCUGGAAAUGGGAUGUCGCGCCUCUGCGGGGAGGACGCGAGGGCCGCCCUGAGCCGCUGCUGCUACGGCCAGUGAGCACGCCCCCGGACGAUGUCCACCACGGCGACGGCUGCCCCCGCGGGGAUGCCGGUGGCCCCGGGCCCCGUGAACCCGCCCCCGCCCGAGGUCGCCAACCCCGCCAAGCCCGGCCGCAAGACCAACCAGCUGCAGUACAUGCAGAACGUGGUGGUGAAGACGCUGUGGAAGCACCAGUUCGCCUGGCCCUUCUACCAGCCCGUGGACGCCAUCAAGCUGAACCUGCCCGAUUAUCAUAAAAUAAUAAAAAACCCGAUGGACAUGGGGACUAUCAAGAAGAGACUAGAAAACAAUUACUAUUGGAGUGCAAGCGAGUGUAUGCAGGACUUCAACACCAUGUUUACAAAUUGUUACAUUUACAACAAGCCCACAGAUGACAUAGUGCUAAUGGCCCAAGCCUUAGAGAAAAUUUUUCUGCAGAAAGUGGCCCAGAUGCCCCAGGAGGAAGUUGAAUUAUUGCCCCCCGCUCCGAAGGGCAAAGGCCGGAAACCGGCUGCAGGAGCCCAGAGUGCAGGUUCGCAGCAAGUGGCGGCCGUGUCCUCUGUCUCCCCGGCGACCCCCUUUCAGAGCGUCCCCCCCACUGUCUCCCAGACGCCCGUCAUUGCUGCCACCCCCGUGCCAACUAUCACCGCAAACAUCACGUCGGUCCCUGUCCCCCCAACUGCUGCCCCACCGCCUCCAGCGACGCCCAUCAUCCCCGUGGUCCCUCCCACACCUCCCGUCAUCAAGAAAAAGGGCGUGAAGCGGAAAGCAGACACGACCACGCCCACGACGUCCGCUAUCACCGCCAGCCGGAGCGAGUCGCCCCCGCCGCUGUCAGACCCCAAGCAGGCCAAGGUGGUGGCCCGGCGGGAGAGUGGCGGCCGGCCCAUCAAGCCGCCCCGGAAGGACCUGGAGGACGGCGAGGUGCCCCAGCACGCGGGCAAGAAGGGGCGGCUGUCGGAGCACCUGCGGCACUGCGACAGCAUCCUCAAGGAGCUGCUGUCCAAGAAGCACGCGGCCUACGCCUGGCCCUUCUACAAGCCCGUGGACGCCGAGGCGCUGGAGCUGCACGACUACCACGACAUCAUCAAGCACCCGAUGGACCUCAGCACCGUGAAGAAGAAGAUGGACAGCCGCGAGUACCCGGACGCACAGGGCUUUGCGGCCGACAUCCGGUUAAUGUUCUCCAACUGUUACAAGUACAACCCGCCCGACCACGAGGUGGUGGCCAUGGCCAGGAAGCUGCAGGACGUGUUUGAGAUGCGGUUUGCCAAGAUGCCGGACGAGCCGGCAGAGGCGCCCGCGCUGCCGGCCCCCGCAGCCCCGGUGGUGAGCAAGGGCACGGAGAGCAGCCGCAGCAGCGAGGAGAGCUCCUCCGACUCGGCCAGCUCGGACUCGGAGGAGGAGCGGGCCACGCGGCUGGCGGAGCUGCAGGAGCAGCUGAAGGCCGUGCACGAGCAGCUGGCCGCCCUGUCUCAGGCCCCCGUGAACAAGCCAAAGAGGAAGAAGGAGAAGAAGGAGAAGGAGAAGAGGAAAAAGGACAAGGACAAGGAGCGGCACAAGGCCAGGUCCGAGGACGAGAAGAAGGCCAAGGCCGCCCCUCCCUCCAAGCAGGCCCAGCAGAAGAAGCCUCCCACCAAGAAGGCCAACAGCACGACCGUGGCCAGCAGACAGCCGAAGAAGGGCGGCAAGCAGGCGUCGGCCUCCUACGACUCGGAGGAGGAGGAGGAGGGCCUGCCCAUGAGCUACGACGAGAAGCGCCAGCUGAGCCUGGACAUCAACCGGCUGCCGGGGGAGAAGCUGGGCCGCGUGGUGCACAUCAUCCAGUCGCGGGAGCCCUCGCUCCGGGACUCCAACCCCGACGAGAUCGAGAUCGACUUCGAGACCCUGAAGCCCACCACGCUGCGGGAGCUGGAGCGAUAUGUCAAGUCGUGUUUACAGAAGAAGCAGAGGAAGCCGCUCUCCGCCAGCGGGAAGAAGCAGGCAGCCAAGUCGAAGGAGGAGUUAGCUCAGGAAAAGAAGAAGGAGCUGGAGAAGCGGCUGCAGGACGUCAGCGGGCAGCUGAGCAGGAAGCCCGCCAAGAAAGAGAAAUCGGGCGCCGCGCUCCCCGGAGGGCCCUCCCGGCUCAGCAGCAGCAGCUCCUCGGAGUCGGCGAGCAGCAGCUCCAGCGGGUCCAGCUCGGACAGCAGCGACUCGGAGUGAGGCGGCCGGGCCUGGCCACUCAGCCCGCGGCCGCCGCCCUUGGCCACGCCGACCUCCGCAGUGCCCCCUCCUACAGUCAAUAUACUCCUUCCGUUCACGCUGUGCAGGUCUCUCUGUCACCCAGUGUCCGGCCUCCGCCCUUGUCGCUUUCCUAGGUCAGAGGUCGUGGGUCCCGGACUACGAGACGGUGCGCGUCCGCAUCACGUCUCUUCUUUGCCACUGAGUCCGAGGGCUCGGAGGUGACAGCUGCAGACGCUGACCUGGUGGCCGCAGGAAAACGAGGACGAUGCAUCGGAGCGUCCGUCCCUGCAAAGCCCUGUCCCAGGCCCGCGCCGGUCCGGGAACCGCCUCCACGCAGUGUCUCCAAGGCCGUUCUGUGUUUGGAAGCUGUUGGCUUCGUCCCUUCCCCGCUGGUGUCCGAGGGCCGCCGCCUCCUGCAGGGGCCGAGGGCGGUUGGCCCGCGUGGGAAGUGGUGCUGGGCCAGGCGGGGUUCCUCGUGGCUCCGACUGAGUUUUGCCGGGGGUGGCGGUGGGAGGACGGCCAGGGGCGUGCGUGGAAGGGGCUGUGGAGGUUUUCUGACCUUUGCGAUGCCAGGAGCUCCCGGGUGUGGGUACAGAGGCUGCGUGUGCAGGUUUCAUACACUGAAACUUUUACCUCAACUUAAAAAAAAAAAAAAGAAAAGAUAAAAAAAAAAAGGAGACUUUUUUGUAAGGUUCAGCAAUUUUCUACGAAAGUCCCCCCCUAUGUGUGUCCCCACCUCGUCAGCGCUGCCGCGGCCGCACACUCCAGAACCGUCGUCCCACUCAUGUAUAUAUGAAUACUUUAUUUAUUAACACCAUUGGUCAUUUUUUUAAAAAAUAGAAAAGAAAAACAGAAAAGAAAUGCAUUAAAAAAAAAAAAAACAGCAGAGAUGCAGGCCUCCUGGCCUGCGGAGCCCAGGCGCUCCAGGUGCUAGUCCCUGCGGUGCUCCGCGCCCGCCCGCCCGGCGGUGGGGCCGCGCCCUGUGUGUGUGACGUCGGAGACGCGCCCGGCGCCCCCGCUGCAGCUCGCCCGUCCCCUCGGCUUGUGUAGUCGUUUUGUACUCUCCUGGUCUCCCUCGGACUGUUUUAAAAGAACCCGGUUUAGGGAACCCCAGCUAUAUAAUAUAAACUUUGUAAUCUGAGAGGGGGAAAAUGUAUAGUAAAUCUAAGUCUUGAUUUUUAACUUUGUAUUGUAAAGAAAAGAAUAAUAAUAUACAGAGUUUAACAGAAGGUUAUGUUCUGGUUUUGUGUUGCCCGGAGGCUCCCGGACGGCCUUUGAGCGCAGGGAUGCCCGCACCGCCGGCCUGGGUUCCGAGCGCCGUGGCUCCAGCCAGGAAUGCACGCUCGGCCUUCCCGCCCGGCCCCCCCCAGCCCUGGAUGCGGGCCCCUCACCUCCAGGCCUCCUGGGGAGGCACUGCGCCCCGCUGCCCCAUGCAGUCUUCCAGCCGCUCUCGGGGGUCAAAGAGCCUCCGGCUCCAGGAGGGCCCCCCACAGGACUACACAGGGCCCCCUGCUCAAGCCUUUUCCAUUCAGCAGAAAUGGCUGAGACGGGCGUCUCCCAGGCAGCCCCGGGGCGCUUCCCCCGUGGGUGCGGAGGUGCAGCCGUGGUGUGGUCUGUGCCGGUAUCGGUGGGGCUGGUCAGCAGUGCCCGAACAGGUGGCGACGGUAAAAACCGUGGCACGGUCCCGCCGCGUCAGCCCUCCUGGCCGUGGGUCCCCUCGUGGCCGUGGGCCCGCCGUGGCCCCGCGCUCCGCCGAGGGCGCGGGGGGGUGGAGUUCCAUUUCCCUGACUCCUGGGGACUCCGACACUUGGUGAGUUCUGGGCCAGCUUGUUAAACUUUUAAGUUUUGUUUAUAGGAAAUAUAUAAGUGGGUUUUAAAACUUGCCAUUUUUAAAGUUUCCCUAGUUUUUCGAAGUGUUUUCUAAACAGGCCUUUGGUGGCAUAUUUAACCUACGACUAAGGAACCAGUGCCCGAUGGGCGAGCAGGGUCUCACGUGAUGCCUGGGGGCUCCCGUGGAGCGCCAGCCCCACACGAGGGUGGGGAGCGAAGGGUCACCCGUGGGAGCCGCUAGCGGGAGAAGCGCCUGGCCCCAGAGUUGAGCGCGGAGGGAGCCGUCUGGGCGAGACAGCGGGUUCUCGGGCCUCCCCGGGCGCUGUCCCUGGCUCGUCGGUGCUGCAGUCCCUGCGGCUCUCUGUCCGGACUGCACAGCGGUCUCUCCCGUCUGGGCCCCUCCAGCCUCAGCUCACCUGCGGGUGUUGGUCAUGCCCCUCUGUGCUGGGGAGGCUGCAGGGGAGGGGGGCCUGCGUGCAUGGCCUGAGUCUGUCUAAGGGGAAGGACCUGCGUGUUAAGCUGGUCGGCCACGUGGAGGGAAUGGCUUUGCAAACACCCUCGUGAUUGACCUCGAGGGCCAAGGGCAGGCUGCACGCGUCCUGGGGCAGGACGGCUCCCUGCUCGCCACACACUGUAAGAUACGUCGCCUUUGCGUUUGGGUUUGUUCUUUUGCGGAUUCACGUCUUUUACAGUCGUUUGGGGAAAGCAGCCCCCGCGUGACGCUUCCCGUUUUCCUUUUUAUAUUUAAAACGUUGCUUUUCUGUAUGAUGUGCAUGCGAGUUUACCGUACCUUUUCUUAAACUUUUUAGUGCCGUUCCUAGUAUAUUCCUGUAAAUGUCAGUUACUGAAAACGAGUCCAUUGUACGUAGUUUUAGCUUGUUUGCUGCAAUGCUGGCCUCCACACACAGAAUAAAAUGGUAGCAAGUGCUCCGAUGUUUCUGGUAAUCAUGGACCCUUCUCCUGGGCGUUUGUUUUGUUUUCAUAAUAAAAGCAAAAAAAUAAAAAUAAAAAA
Molecule: messenger RNA, 5138 nt
Organism: Myotis lucifugus (little brown bat)
Lineage: Eukaryota; Metazoa; Chordata; Mammalia; Chiroptera; Vespertilionidae
Gene: BRD3
Product: bromodomain containing 3
Exons: 11
Coding region: 107-2275 (722 amino acids)
Biological process (GO): regulation of DNA-templated transcription; chromatin remodeling
Cellular component (GO): chromatin; nucleus
Source: RefSeq, a predicted model, not a curated record